UUCUUUUUUGAACGAAGAUGAUUAGAAGCGCCACCAUGAUCAACCGCGUCGCCUGGCGGUCCAUGAUGUCCCUGCAGAAAGCUGCAGUUCGCACAGCUGCAUCGUCCUCUCAGCAGGGGUCACAGCGGCACAAACCACCUUCCCAGCAGCCACCUGGACCAGCAUCCCAGCAGCCAACGCGGCAGGCGUCCCAACAGCCUAUGCGGCAGCCAUCCCAGCAGGCUUUGGAGUUCUCCCCUCUUCCAUGGGUCGACUUUACCUCCCCAGAUCUGGCACAAACAGCCGCAAACCCACGAAAAAUCACCUUUCUGUGCAACUCGUUCAACGGGCUGUCCCAGCGGCUGUAUCUGGAGCUGCUGUCACGUGGUCAUCACGUGACAGUGCACGAGGACCCGCGUGGCGAGGAGAUGACGCGGGCGGUGGAGGCAGACCAACCGGACCUGGUGCUGUGCCCAUUCCAGACCCGCCGGGUCCCGGCCGAGCUCUACAACAACCCCGCCCGACCCGCCCUCAUCGUACAUCCGGGCAUCCCGGGGGACAGGGGACCCUCCUCCAUCGACUGGGCGCUGAAGGAGGGCACCACCGAGUGGGGAGUAACAGUACUGCAAGCUGACGAUGAAAUGGACUCAGGCGACAUCUGGGCCACCUGCAAAUUCCCCGUGAACCGCCAGGCGACCAAGUCCAGCCUGUACAGCAAGGAGGUGACACAAGCAGCGGUUGUUUCCGUGCUGAAGGCGAUAGAAGCUUGGGAACAAAGCGUACCGCCAACACCACUGGACUAUAGGCACCCGGAGGUAUGUUAAGUACAGGUUUGAUUGAGUAAGCCAAACCUAUUUUGUUUUACCCUGGGCAUCUUCGUCAUUCCUUGUUUUAUAAAGGUG
Branchiostoma floridae (Florida lancelet) is the source of this 881-nucleotide messenger RNA. Its product is annotated as hydrogenase maturation factor HoxX-like. Gene Ontology annotation, biological process: biosynthetic process. Lineage: Eukaryota; Metazoa; Chordata; Leptocardii; Amphioxiformes; Branchiostomatidae. The transcript is spliced from 2 exons. The coding region runs from base 18 to 803 and encodes 261 amino acids. The record is from RefSeq and is a predicted model, not a curated record.